Haliotis rufescens (red abalone) is the source of this 1538-nucleotide messenger RNA. RefSeq names its product fucolectin-1-like. The transcript is spliced from 4 exons. The coding region runs from base 82 to 909 and encodes 275 amino acids. The record is from RefSeq and is a predicted model, not a curated record. Lineage: Eukaryota; Metazoa; Mollusca; Gastropoda; Lepetellida; Haliotidae.
ACUGCGUUUCUUGGAAGCAAGUCAAAACAAAAAGCACUAUCCUUAUCCGUCUGUGUGGGGUGACAAUCGGCGCAGGGAAGGAUGCAUGUUUCAGCGCUGUUUUACAGUCAAAUGCUGGUGGUCAUCAUUCGCUACUUUUCUUCUGUCUGUGCAUAUUGCUUUGACAACGUUGCCAGUGGAAAACCUACUGUCCAGAGUGCUAUUGGGAAUUCAGCUGUUCCGGGGCGAGCCGUGGACGGAAAUGGAGAACUUAUCUUCGAAGGUUUAUCAUGUACGUACAGCCCCGCAACCAGUAGUCAUCCACUGCCGUGGUGGCGGGUGGAUCUGCAGAAGGUCGUUACCGUUGAGGCGGUCACCAUCGUGAACAGAGGAUUCAGCGAAUUUGACUGGCGUCUUCACAACUUUGACAUAGAAGUAUUCUCAGUUGAUCCAGUUGAAAACCCUGAAGCAAACGGUCAGAUGUGUUAUUCCUUCUUUGGGGAAUUUGGGAGUGCAGUUACAGUAACUCUUAGAUGCAUGUAUCCCGUUGAGGGGCGCUAUGUCCGGAUAAAGAAGAGGCAACAUCUGAAUAGUGAGGACAGGCUAACUCUGUGUGAAGUGGCAGUCCACCCAAAGAUAUAUGAAAAUAACUGCAGUUUCAGUCAGAGGUCCCCGUCCACCUUUGUGCCAUACACAGAGAUGUAUCACACGACCAGAGCCAGGUAUGAAAUCAUCGGGAGCUUAAAGACCUGCAUGAUUGAAUGUACGAUGAUGUGGGCAUGUGAUGGCUUUAACUUUAAUAUCCUGGACAGCAGCAACGGCAAUGGAACAUGUGAGUUUGUGUCUGUGUCACUGGCUAAACUUUACGGCAAACCGGGAUGGACAUUUUACAAGGCCUUGUGUUCCGAAACUCCAGCUCAACACGUGUAGGAAUUGAUGUAUUGGUACUUCUGUUCAACUCUGGCAUAACAUGUGCAUGUGGCAAGGUGGUUAAUCAAUGCUGUUGAGAUAUAUCAGUGACAAAACAAACAGAUUGAGCACAUGCAGAUCCGGACCAACAACAGAAACCUAGGAUGUGGAUAUUGCAAUGUGUUUCAACAAAUUUACUGUUUGUUUGUUUGUUGUUUAACGCCUCACACAGAUAUUGUCUUCUUAUGUGACGAGGUAAAGUAAAUAAUUGAAUCUGAAACCCAAAUCCAGUAAUUGACACUCGGAACAUUGAUUGCGAUACGAUGACAUGCAAUCAACCGAGCCAGACCACCCACGUUAGUAGCCACCUACGACCGGCAUAUGGGGCUUGCUGUGGGCUUAUUUUUUUACCAGGAAUCCCAACGUGUGUUGACCUAAUCACAGAACAUUUUAACAAGAGGCGUUCUGUAGCAGAGAAGACGGAAGAUGUGAUUAGCUAGAAAACUACAAAUGCAUUCAAUUAUUUGUCUUCACGUGGUACAUUUUGAGUCAUACACAAUCAUCGAAGUAUUCACUGUCGGCCACAUGAACAAAGAAUGAGAAGACGUCCAAGCAUAGGUUGCUGGAGACCGACGUUCUUAUCUGGAUUC